AUGGGAACUGAGGAGCAACUAGAAAUUGCAGCCUUCCGCCAGCCUGGGGCGGUCAGCACGACUGAAGAGGAAACCAGCACCAUCCAGCCGAGCUACAUACCGAGAAAACAUACGACGGCAAAGGCGCAGACCAGGACCGCGGCCCUCGACGCUGAGCCGGCGACGAGCGUGGCUUCGAAAAAACCCGAAAAGGUCACGACGAAGCACACCCGGCCCACGAGUCCCAUUCCGGCUCAUUCAGCACGUCCGUCGCUGCGUGGUGCCCUAGUGUGCACUGUGGGCACCAAGCUGAACCGGAGCAUGGCGCUGCCCGAGGACGGCCUGUGCGACUUCACGUUCUUCGACUCACUGCAGAAGAACGGCCUGAACGAGCUGAGCGGACCCUUCGAGGAGAACUUUCGCCACUUCGUUGAGAGCGCCGCCCGGCACACGAACACCGAGUACGGUGCCGGAUUCGACUACCACGCAUUUGAAGAAAUGGACGAAAUUCUCUCUGACCCGGCUGCAAAGGGCCACUUGAACAGCCUGUGGGACCAAGGAAUUUUCCACUUUGGAUACCUGAACACUCCGUAUUCCGAUUUUUCGCACGAUAAGUUCACGCAACUGAUGGAAAUACUGAAGACCGUGUCGUCGCUGAUGCGGGACAAGAGCACCCCGGAGCGCCUCUCGUUCACCAUUUUGGUGGCCGCCAUGCACAGUGACCUGUGGAUCAAGCACGCCACGCACGUCUUCAGGGACACGUUUCAGCCGGACGCUGUGGUCUUGGUGGGCCACUUGUCCAGUCGAAGGAGCGAGGCGGAGACUUGCGAGAUACUGCCACCGACGACGCUGGUGCACUUCGCACGGCACGCUUCUCCCAGCUUGGUGUGUCGUGACUCGGCCUACACCGUUGCCUACCACAAGGAGGAACCCCAGGGUGCCGUGGCCUACAAUCGGGGAGCGGGAAAACUCCUGGCGUAUGACAACCCCGAAUCGUUGAGGCGAAAGUUGUGCGCUGCUAGGAGCAAUGUGACGGCAGUGAAGUACGGCUUCACCGCCUUCAACGUGGAGUACGAGGACGCGACGAACCGUUGCGGUGAAGGAAGCUUCUCCCGCCUGAGAGCACUCAAGGAUCUGCUGAACGCCUUCGCUCGCCGCGAUUCGUCCGAGGAGGCCGAGGAGUGCUAGGCCGCACACGUGACCACUGCAGCGAUACGCUCAGAUAAAUAGAAAAUAGGAAACAUACCUGAUUUCGUUGUGAUUGAAACCUCUGGCCAUAAAAUUAUAUUCGAUGUGAGUGUUUAAUUGAAUAUGAAUAAAUAUUUACAAGAAAUAUGCUCCCAGGAAACGUGCGCUCUCGGUGAGUGCGCUCGCAAA
This is a messenger RNA of Dermacentor silvarum, 1356 nucleotides long. RefSeq lists its product as uncharacterized. Bases 1 to 1167 code for a protein of 388 amino acids. The transcript has 8 exons. The record is from RefSeq and is a predicted model, not a curated record. Lineage: Eukaryota; Metazoa; Arthropoda; Arachnida; Ixodida; Ixodidae.